AUGGCCUUACGAUUAUUGUUUGGAAGCAAAGUUCUUCAACACAAACCAAUUGCCAAUGGACACGGGAUCUUUGCACGAUUCAGCCGAGCGGCGUCUACUGAUAAAGGCCCCACUUUCGACUGGGAGGAUCCGCUGAAUCUGGAAUCACAGCUGAAGGAUGAUGAAAUCGCUAUUCGCGACUCAUUCCGGGCAUACUGUGAGGAUAAACUCAUGUCCCGUGUCAUCGAAGCCAACCGGAAUGAAGUAUUUCAUAAGGAAAUCAUGAAGGAACUCGGCUCGUUCGGUGUACUAGGUUGCACGAUUAAGGGCUACGGAUGUGCCGGUGUUAGCAACGUCGCGUACGGAUUGUUGACACGUGAAGUAGAACGAAUCGAUUCCGGUUACCGGUCUGCUUUCAGUGUACAGAGCUCACUGUGUAUGGGCGCUAUCAACGACUACGGCACUGAUGCACAGAAGGAAAAGUAUUUGCCUCGUAUGGGACGCGGUGAAAUUAUCGGAUGCUUCGGAUUGACCGAGCCCAAUCACGGCAGUGAUCCGUCCGCAAUGGAAACACGUGCGGUGCACGACCCAAAGACAAAAACGUAUGUGCUUACUGGUAGCAAAACGUGGAUUACCAAUUCCCCCAUCGCGGAUCUUUGCAUCGUAUGGGGUAAAACGGAGGAUGGGAAGGUGCGUGGCUUUAUCGUAGAUCGAGCGGAAAGUUCCGAAGGUUUAGCAACGCCCCGGAUCGAAGGAAAGUUCUCGCUGCGUGCUUCUGCAACGGGCAUGAUACUAAUGGAUGAAGUCCGAAUUCCGGAGGAUAAUUUAUUACCGAACGUGAGUGGCAUGCGUGGACCGUUUGGAUGUUUAAACAAUGCGCGGUACGGCAUUGCAUGGGGUGCGCUUGGUGCAGCUGAAUCCUGUCUUAAGGUGGCCCGCGGGUAUACGUUGGAUAGGAAACAAUUCAAAAAGCCGCUAGCCGCGAAUCAGUUGAUGCAGAAAAAGAUGGCCGAUAUGCUGACGGAGAUCAGUCUCGGAUUGGCGGCCUGUUUGCACGUCGGACGUCUAAAAGACCAAAAGCUACACACGCCGGAAAUGAUUUCAAUGCUUAAACGUAACAAUGCCGGCAAAGCGUUGGAGAUUGCACGCGUAGCGCGUGACAUGCUCGGUGGAAAUGGAAUCGCCGAUGAGUACCACAUUAUUCGCCAUGUGAUGAAUCUUGAAGCGGUUAACACUUACGAAGGAACACACGAUAUCCAUGCACUAAUCCUUGGACGCGCAAUCACCGGACUGCAGGCAUUUGCUUAG
Messenger RNA from Anopheles marshallii, 1287 nucleotides. RefSeq names its product glutaryl-CoA dehydrogenase, mitochondrial. Gene Ontology annotation, cellular component: mitochondrial inner membrane. Gene Ontology annotation, biological process: fatty-acyl-CoA biosynthetic process; fatty acid beta-oxidation using acyl-CoA dehydrogenase. Gene Ontology annotation, molecular function: flavin adenine dinucleotide binding; fatty-acyl-CoA binding; glutaryl-CoA dehydrogenase activity. The transcript is spliced from 5 exons. NCBI's taxonomy places the organism in Eukaryota, Metazoa, Arthropoda, Insecta, Diptera, Culicidae. The record is from RefSeq and is a predicted model, not a curated record. The coding region runs from base 1 to 1287 and encodes 428 amino acids.